UCUGCUCUCUCAGCUACAGCCCACCUCUCUCUGCAGAUUCAAAUCCCCUCUCCCGCCCAAAUCACGCCGCGCUGUGCAUGGCUUCGAACCCCAAAUGUGUCAGCAGCUCGCAAUUCGUGAAAAACGUCUCUCCAGUCCAGCUGUUGAUGACGACUAACUUAGCUUGAUAGGUGGUCAGGGAAUUCCUAGUUAGGCCACGUGUGAUUAGCCGGGACGCCAUGAAAGGAGGCGGCUGGAGCAAAGGGACGCGCGGAAUGCGAGGGAUGGAUCAGCAGCACCAGUACCAGCAGCACGUGGCUAAUAUGCCAACCGGACGAGCGCCGUAUGAAUCGAUGGACAUGCCUAACAUGGGAAUGGAGAGUCGCGAUUACGGGCAGGAGGCAGCGGCAUGGGUGGAUGAGAACGGUAACGAGGAGUGCGGUCCGGUCGCGGUGAAGAAGAGCCGCGUUUCAUCCAACAUGGGGAGCUCCACGUGGGAGAUGAACCGGCAGGAGAUAAAACGCAGCCGUACGGGCGAGGAGACUCCGUACGACGGGCAAGGGCAAACCGCAAUUCCCGAUCUGCAGAGCCGGUCGAAGCCGGAAGUGAAGCGGGAGAGCGGGUUUUACGACAGCGGCGCAUGGAGCAACGGCGUGCUGAGCGACAGGAACCCUAACUUCGCGAACGGUGCGAACGUUGCAAACGUCGGUAACGGUCGCGACGUGGAGGUUAACGACGUAGAGGAGGGGGAGGAAGAGGAGGAGGCGGAGGAAGAGGAUGACCUGGCAGCCGAGCCGUUCCUGGACCACUCGUUAGAGUUCGCGCCGAACGUGCUGUCGUCUAUGGUCAAAGGCGACGCCGGCGACGCUGACGGUGAUCGCGCGAAUCUCGGCGGAAUCGACGACUGGGAGCAGGAGGAGAGGGAAAAGGCGAGGGAGUGGGAAAAGGAGAGGGCGUGGGGACGGGGGGGGAAGGAGGAGGAAGAGGAGGAGGAAGAGGCGGUACUGAGGGCGGUAGGGGGACCUGGACCGCUGCAUCGCGGACCGAAUCGCGACAGCUACAGCCCGAGAGACAGUCAGCGCUACAGUCAACGCUACAGUCAAAGGGAUAGUCGGAGCUACAGCCAAAGCUACAGCAACAGUCAGAGUCAGGGCGGCGACAAUUCGGGUCGCGGCUGCGCCGGCACGACCCCCAGCGCGCCGCCCGUUUCCGCCAUGAGCAGCGGCCCGCCCGCGCGCGCGGCUCCCGGCGCGCCCACCCGCGCGGCGCCGCAGCCGCAGCGGCCAGAGGCGGGCGGAAGCGGAAGCGCAAGCGCAAGGGGGGAACGGGAGGGCGCGGAGUCGCUGGGCGGUAGCAGCGCGGGUUGGAGCGGAGGGCGGUCGGCGGUGGGGCUGGGGCGGGAGAGCGCGCUGCGACUGAGCACAGUGAGGGAGGAGUCGGGCGCGACGAUGGAGUCACCGUCGCAGGCGUCGCAGAGGACGGAGCGUGGUGGUGGCGACACGCCUCUGUCCCCCCACACCCCCGCCACGCCCCACCGGUUCACUGCGCAUUCGCAACCGCCUGCUCCUGAGCCCAUUCUACUCGCAAGCGCGGAUGAGCGGUGGAGUGCAACGGUGGCGUAUGACGCGUGUGUGCGCAUGUGCAUGGAGGAAGCACCCAAGGGUUCGCCCCACGCGCACUUCUUUCUCAGCGAGUCUGCCUGUGGCUCACUGCGCACCUUCUUUGGCCUGCAGCCGCUGAUGCUGGUGCCUGUGAGUGUGCGCGCGGCAGCAGACGAAGGCAGCAACAGGCCGGCGGCAGGAGGAGGGGGAGGAGGGGGUGCGAGGGAUGGGGAUGAGAGGGAGCAGGGCGGCGUGUGCGCGUCCCCACUGGAGGGCUUUAAGAGCUCCCCUCUGUCACCGUAUGGCAACUCGUCGGCCCGCAAGAAGAAGGGAGGCAUUGGGACGCUCAAGCUGCAAGUGCGCAAGGUGCGCAUGGCAGGCAAGGGGGAGGAGGGGAGGGCGGCUGCCGGACAGAGGGAAGCAGAUUUCCAGGGGGGCGCGGGGGGGUCAGUGUCAGCAUCAGCGGGGGGGGCGGUGAGCAGCAUGAUGCGGCAGAUCAAGGGCGGCAUGGCGAAUCUAAGGGGCCUGGCGGCUGAAGCCACCACAGCUGCUCCAGAGGGCGUGCUAGUAACAGUGCGCUGCAGGUCAGAGGAGGCGAGUGAGGCACAGAGGGUCAACCCCAACACGCACCACUGCAUCAACCUUCCCGUGGAGAGUGAUCGCCAGGAGGUGGUGGUGGAGGUGCACGACCGCAGUGGGUGCAGGGGGCAGGCCACAGUGGCGGCUGCUGUGCUUAUGGACGAAGGGCACCCCUUCACCCACGUGUCGUUAUCGCAGCGCUGCCAUUGGGUGGCUGUGAGAGACACGUGUCAGCAGGAGGUGGCCCGCGUGCAGAUAGCCGUCUCGCUUGUGCAUUCUGCCAAGGACUACGGCACUCAGUGCCAUCCCAUAUCGGAGUCAGCAGCGUACGACUGGGUGCUCGCAGCAGCCAUGGCAGCACAGGGAUUUCACGCGCGCAACCUCCGCCUCUCCGGCCCCUGGGAGUGGCUCUGUGACCAAUUCGCUGUCUGCUAUGGCGUCUCCCCGCACUACACCAAGCUCAGGUACCUGACACGUGUGAUGGACGUGGCAACACCAACCGCUGACUGUCUCUGUCUCAUCCACCAGCUGCUGGCGCCCGUGCUGCAUGCACACGACACUGAUGGCAGCAGCGUGACCAAACAGGAGGCGCGCAUGCUAGCGGAUAUGGAGGAGCGGGUGGGAGACUUGCUGCAACUGACCUUUGAGAGCUACAAGUCCCUCAACGAGUCCGCGCCGUCAGGCAUCGUCGACUCUUCCCGCUCUGCCGCCCAUCUCUGUGCUUCGCUCGGGCGGUCGCUGGUGGGAGCAGAGGCAGCAGCGCUGGUGGCUCCUGCCAUUCCCCCUGCAGUGCAGCUGUUUGGGCUGCUGAAUGACCUUUUGCUGCCUGAAGUGCAGCAGCAGUUCUGUGGAUACCUGCAGACAGCAGCGCGGCGCCGCUGCAGGCAGCACCUGUCCGAGACAGACGAAUACGUGAACGGCACAUCCGCCCUCAUGGGUGCUGGCGGAAGCACUACUCACGGGCAGGGGGGGCAUGGGCAGGGGCAAGCGGGCAUGGGUUGCAGUCCAGGGGGGGGAAGGGGGAGAGGGGGAGUGGGGGGGGUUGGAGGAGGUGGGAUACGGUUUGUGGAUGGGAGGGACAUGGAGGGGCAGAGGGAGGCAUAUGUGAGCAUGCGGCUGGCGUGUGUGGCGAUGUGGCGCGAGGUGCAGGCGGAUAUCGGGAUCCACAACCAGCACAUCCUGCCCAGCUUCGUGGACCUCCCCGAGCUGACGGCUGGCGUGUACAUGGUGGAGCUGCAGAGGAGGGUCAACCAGUUCCUGCUGGCGGUGCCGCCUCAGCACCCGCUGCCACAUGUCAAGAAUCUGCUGCACGCCACUGCUGACGUGGAGGAUAGGCUGCUGCUGUGGGGCGUGGGCAAGGUGCCAGGGGGCUUAGACGCACGGGAGCUGUUCGGGGUGUAUGUGGAGGCGUGGAUCAGAGAGCGCACUCACACCCUCAUGGAUGUCUGCCGAGCUCCCAAGUGGGCGGUGCUAGCCCCCAUGUCGGACCGCAAUGCCACGUCACCGUUUAUGGAGGAGGUGUAUGGCGCCGUGAACAGCCUGCUGGACGAGCUGGACUCCGUGCUGGGCAGAUGGCCCCAGUACACCCUUCUUGUGGAGGAGGCCGUAUGCGAUGUGGAGCGAGCCGCCAUCUCGUCCCUCGCGUCUCACUUCCAGAACUUCCUCCUCCUCCUCAACACCCCCUCCUCCUCCUCCGCCUCCUCCACCUCCACCAAGAAGAAGAUUCUCAGCAUGCUUUCGCGCCGCCGCCCCACCCUCGCAUAUCAAGUGCCUAUAGAGCUGGGCGUGUAUCUCAACACCAUCAAGCGAAUGCUGGAAACGCUCCGCCCAACAGUGGAGCUGCGGAUGCGCAAGUGGGUGGCCAACACCCCUCCUGCGUCCCUCAUCCGCCCCCCCCAGCGCAACUCCGCCCCUCCCAAGCGGCCCUCAGGGGGGGGCACCGCUGCUGCUGCCGCCGCUGCUGCCGCCAUGCUAGGCGCUGCGGCUAAGAAGGUGGCUGCUGCUGCUGCUGGGGGAGGGGGAGGGGGAGGCGGAGGGGGCGGGGGAGGGGGAGGAGCAGGCGCAGGAGGACAGGGGGGGAUGGGCGGAGGAGGGCUGGGGGGAGGCGCUGGUGGGGGGAAUGCCUGGGCGGAGGCAGCAGGGGGUAGGGGGAGAGGGCAGGGAGGGGGAAUGGAGGAGGCAGGGGGGAUGGGGGGAGCAGGGGGAACAGGGGGAGGAGGGGUGGCGGGGGGAAGGGAGGUGUUAUUCGGGGAGAUGUUGAGUGAGGUGACUGUGGAGCUAAGGACCACGUACAGGGCGACACUGCAGGGCGUGGUGGAGAAACUAUACGAGAAUGAGGUGCGCCCGCAGGCAGGCGACGACAUGACGUCUAAGCUGCAGCCGCUCUCUGCUCUUAUUGGAUCGUUGUUAGCUCAGGCGGAUGCAGUGUUGAGCAGCCGAGUGUUCAUGGGCACGGCGAGGGGUCUGUGGGACCGGCACGGGCGGGAGGUGCUGCACUUCCUGGAGAAAAGGCGGGAGGGGGUGUCGUGGUUCAAGAGCGCCUCCGCUGCUAUCACCCUCGAUACGUUGGACAACCUCUUUGCACAGCAGAUGCAGCGGCUGCAGGGCCACGCCCUCAUGGAAAGGGAUUUGGAGCCGCCACGCGCCAUCUGUGACGCGCGCGGGGUGCUGUCGAAGGGGGGCGCGCCUGCUACCACUGCCAGGGUGCACGACUCGCUGUCUCUCUACUAACUUGGAGGCGCCCCACUGUCACCUUGAGCCAUCUGUGAUGCGCGCAGGGUGCUGUCUAAGGGGGGCGCCCCCGCCACGACUGCAAGGGUGCACGACUCGCUAUCUCUACUAACUGUUGAGGUCAAUUGAGAGUCAUUUGCCAUGCCCUCAUAGUGUGAGAUCUGGAGCUGCCUUGAGCCGUUUGCGAUGCGUUGAGGUGCUGUUUAAAGGGGGCGUCCUUGCCAUGACUCCCAGCCAGCGUGUAUGACUCGCUCUCUCUAUACUAACUGUGAAGUUCAUUAGUCCGUCAUUUGCCCCAGGCUCGGGAAGGGAUCUGGAGCCUCCUCGAGCCUAGAGCAGGGUCCUAGAGGAGGCCACCUACCACCUCUGUGAUGGCCGUGCAGUGUCGUUAGAGGGGGUGUGUGUCAACUUACAUUCUAUAUAUAUAGUUGUGUAGGCUUGGUAGGUGUUGGAUGUUCUACAAAUGACUGGAUCAUACUGUAGUGGGUACAAUCCACUUCUUGUAC
This is a messenger RNA of Closterium sp. NIES-67, 5395 nucleotides long. The record is from the annotation of a GenBank genome assembly. Lineage: Eukaryota; Viridiplantae; Streptophyta; Zygnematophyceae; Desmidiales; Closteriaceae.